Molecule: messenger RNA, 6010 nt
Organism: Talpa occidentalis (Iberian mole)
Lineage: Eukaryota; Metazoa; Chordata; Mammalia; Eulipotyphla; Talpidae
Gene: EFR3B
Product: EFR3 homolog B
Exons: 22
Coding region: 99-2447 (782 amino acids)
Biological process (GO): protein localization to plasma membrane
Cellular component (GO): plasma membrane
Source: RefSeq, a predicted model, not a curated record
GUGUGUGUGGCUGCUGUGGCGCCCUACGCCCCAGGUACAAAAGGCUGGUUGACAACAUCUUCCCCGAGGAUCCCGAGGAUGGCCUGGUGAAGACCAACAUGGAGAAGCUGACCUUCUACGCCCUGUCAGCUCCAGAAAAGCUAGAUCGGAUUGGAGCCUAUCUCUCCGAGAGGCUCAUCCGUGACGUGGGUCGUCAUCGCUAUGGGUACGUGUGCAUUGCCAUGGAGGCGCUGGACCAGCUGCUCAUGGCUUGCCAUUGCCAGAGCAUCAACCUCUUCGUGGAGAGCUUCCUCAAGAUGGUGGCCAAGCUGCUGGAGUCCGAGAAGCCCAAUCUGCAGAUCCUCGGCACCAACUCAUUCGUGAAGUUUGCCAACAUCGAGGAGGACACGCCAUCCUAUCACCGGAGCUAUGACUUCUUUGUGUCCCGCUUCAGUGAAAUGUGCCACUCCAGCCAUGAUGACUUGGAAAUCAAGACAAAGAUCCGAAUGUCCGGCAUAAAAGGCCUGCAAGGGGUGGUGAGGAAGACGGUGAACGAUGAACUGCAGGCCAAUAUCUGGGAACCACAGCACAUGGACAAGAUCGUCCCAUCACUGCUUUUCAAUCUGCAGCACGUGGAGGAGGCUGAGAGUCGGUCCCCCUCGCCCCUCCAAGCACCAGAGAAAGAAAAGGAGAACCCAGCCGAGCUGGCCGAGAGGUGCCUUCGGGAACUGCUGGGCCGGGCGGCCUUUGGCAACAUUAAAAAUGCCAUCAAGCCUGUUCUCAUACACCUGGAUAACCAUUCUCUCUGGGAACCAAAGGUGUUCGCCAUCCGUUGCUUUAAAAUCAUCAUGUACUCAAUUCAGCCGCAGCACUCCCACCUGGUUAUCCAGCAGCUCCUGAGUCACCUGGAUGCCAACAGCCGCAGCGCGGCCACGGUGCGGGCCGGCAUCGUGGAGGUCCUGUCGGAAGCAGCGGUCAUCGCCGCCACCGGCUCUGUUGGGCCCACGGUGCUGGAGAUGUUCAACACUCUCCUGAGGCAACUGCGCCUCAGCAUCGACUAUGCCCUGACGGGGAGCUACGAUGGGGCGAUCAGCCUGGGCACCAAGAUCAUCAAGGAGCACGAAGAGCGCAUGUUCCAGGAGGCUGUCAUCAAGACCAUAGGUUCCUUUGCCAGCACGUUGCCUACUUACCAGCGCUCAGAGGUGAUCCUCUUCAUUAUGAGCAAGGUCCCGCUGCCUUCCCUGCACCACGCCAUGGAGACAGGGCGGACGGGGGAGAACAGGAACCGGCUGACCCAGAUUAUGCUGCUGAAAUCCCUCCUGCAAGUGUCCACAGGUUUCCAGUGCAACAACAUGAUGUCAGCCCUGCCCAGCAACUUCCUUGACCGCCUGCUCUCCACGGCCCUCAUGGAGGACGCAGAGAUCCGUCUAUUCGUUCUAGAGAUUCUGAUCAGUUUCAUUGAUCGUCAUGGCAACCGCCACAAGUUCUCUACCAUCAGCACCCUUGGUGACAUCUCUGUCCUGAAGCUGAAAGUGGACAAGUGCUCCCGACAGGACACUGUCUUCAUGAAGAAGCACUCCCAGCAGCUCUAUCGACACAUCUACCUGAGCUGUAAGGCGGAAUCGAAUAUCCAGAAGCACUAUGAGGCUCUCUACGGCUUGCUGGCGCUCAUCAGCAUCGAGCUGGCCAACGAGGAGGUGGUGGUGGACCUCAUCCGCCUGGUGCUGGCUGUUCAGGACGUGGCCCAGGUCAACGAGGAGAACUUGCCCGUGUACAACCGCUGUGCCCUCUACGCGCUGGGCGCCGCCUACCUGAACCUCAUCAGCCAGCUCACUACGGUGCCCGCCUUCUGCCAGCACAUCCACGAGGUGAUAGAGACCAGGAAGAAGGAGGCUCCGUACAUGCUCCCCGAGGACGUGUUUGUGGAGAAGCCCAGGCUGUCUCAAAACCUUGAAGGAGUGGUGAUUGAGUUUCUCUUCCGCCAGAGCAAGAUCAGUGAAGUCCUGGGGGGCAGUGGCUACAAUGCAGACAGGCUCUGCCUGCCCUACAUCCCUCAGCUGACAGAUGAGGACCGCCUGUCCAAGAGGAAGAGCAUUGGAGAAACCAUCUCCUUGCAGGUGGAGGUGGAGUCCAGGAACAGCCCAGAGAAAGAGGAGAGAGUGCCCGCCGAGGAGAUCACCUACGAGACGCUGAAGAAGGCCAUCGUGGACAGCGUGGCGGUCGAGGAACAGGAGCGUGAGCGGCGGCGGCAGGUGGUGGAAAAGUUCCAGAAGGCGCCCUUUGAGGAGAUCGCGGCGCACUGCGGAGCCCGGGCGUCACUGCUGCAGAGCAAACUCAACCAGAUCUUUGAAAUCACCAUCCGCCCGCCCCCAAGCCCAUCGGGGACCAUCACGGCAGCCUACGGCCAGCCUCAGAACCACUCCAUCCCGGUCUACGAGAUGAAGUUUCCGGACCUGUGUGUGUACUGAAUCCCGAGAGAUGGAGCUCCUCACAGGGUGGGCCUGAGGGACGGGCUUGCCCUCGUCUGCCCUUCCAACAUGGAAAUCUAACUGGGACUUCAGAGAAGAGGCCACCUUGAAUGACAGCACCCCCUCUCUGCCCCCCCACUUGAGCAAGGUGGAAUCUCUGCCCUCUGCUUCCUCCCUGUCUCCCCCAAGGGAGGUCGGCUACCUGCCCCUCGGGGCAAAUAAGCAUCUCACCUGAACCUUUGUCUCCUCCAUUGCGUCAGCCAGGGGCUGAGAAACAUGGGGGACGGGGGUCUCAGGAGAGAGGCAGAGGUCCUGAGGUGCUCCUGCUUUAUGCUGCGAGUGAAGGACUUUCGUGGAGCGGGUCUGAGGGGCCCAGAUGUCCUUCCCCUGCGAGGGGGCUGGGUGGAGGCACCGUCUGCCAUCGACUGAGCCUGAAGGAAGGGAAGCCGCUGGUCUCGUAAGAGCUGCAAGAUGGCCGGCCACCCCUCCCCCAUUCGAGGGCCCUCAGCCUCCUCCACUCUUCUGCUCACCUUGCCAGGUGACUCUUCAUGUGUCUUUCUAUUAUUAAUUAAUGUUAAAACUGGAACUAGGGUAGAGACCCUGGGGCAGGGAGAGGGAGGCAGCAAAGAGAGAAACGAAGGGUACGGACUGCUGGAGGUGCCGCUUCUCCCCAGGCCGGCAGCAGGGGUCUGGGCUGCGGGCCUCACCUCCUGCCCAAAGCGGCAGGCACAGGUGGGCGAGUCCUGUAGCGUCUUCUCACUGGCUGUGGUCAGAGGAAGCUUGCUCGCCCACCUGUGGCCCCUCCUCUGGAUUUUCCUGAGUUGUGUUCUCUCUUAGAUGCCUUUCACCUGAGGGUGCCCACAUGUUUCUACAGCCUCUGGGUUGAGGGAGGGCAGAACAAGGUCAUCUAGCUCUAGACCCCUCAAAAUGAGGAGGCACCGCAGUGGCCCCAGGCCUGCCCCACAUCACCUCCUAGGAAGAGGCCCCAACCUGGCUGGGCCAGGGGGCUGGGGCUGAGGGAGGGACACCCUGUGACAAAGGGGCACUUUGUCAUUUGACAAAACAACCUUUAGGAUGUUUCAUUUGAGGAAGGAAAGAUUCUGCACCGAAUGUUGGAGUGAUUUCUUCACUCUUUGGUCCAAGUAUGGACAUCGAUGCCAAAAGGCAAAGCUUGAGGCCCAGGGAGAGGUUGUGGAGGUGACUUUGGGUUCUGAGUUCCUUUUUCCUGAGGGCCUCUCUGCGGAGGGGGAGCUGCCCUCUCUUGGCUUCCCCUUCUCACCCAGGGGCCUCCGUGCCUCCACAGCCACCUCUGGGGCCCUUGUCCCCGGGCCUCCCUGGCCUCCCCCAGGCGUUGUCUGUGUGCCACAAUAGCCCAUUUCUCCUCUCCUGAAGUUCCCAUGACUUUUCAGAGCUGAUGUAAUUCGCAGUAAGGUGUGAAUGGUCAAAUGAUUCCUCCCUGAAGAAUGUGCUUUUUAAAGAGAGGGAGAGUAAGUAGAAAGGGGCCCAAAAGCCCCCUUUAGUCAGAGUGGUACAGGGCGGGAAGCAGCCUGUUUGUGCUAAAGGGUGGGCAGGCUUCUCGGCUACACUCGGUCAAGCCCCCACACAGAGGCACAGUGAGAGCCUGGUUAUCGGGACAGACACGUUUCCCAAGUUGGGAGACACUUAACAUACUACGUUUCCCGCUAAAUUUCUCAUGCAAUACAUUUCUUGGGUGAGGGGACUAUCUGAACCCCCUUCCUGUAGUUCCCACCGUUGGUCAUUGGUUGCUGCCUCUGGGCUGUGGGCCCUCAGCUUCCAGAAGGCCUGCAUGACUACAGGGCCCUAGAGGGCCAGCUCUUGCUCUCUCCACCAGCUUUUGACUCUGCCCUGUGGCUUUGGCUUAUGCACAACCCAACUGUAAGCAUGGACUUAGAUUUCUCCUUAUUUUAAUCUCUUUAGCAAGAAACCAAGUUUAAAAUAACUUGAAACAAACUUGAAGGCACAUAAUCUUUGGCAGAACCUUUAAAGACUAUCUCAAUCUCGGAGCCACAAACAUGUCUUUCUGCACUAGAUCUUCCUUCUUUAGCCCCAGCUCGGCGCUCACGGAAACACUGUUUGGUUUUAUGCCUACUUGAAUGUGGGGGUUCUGCUCCUGACAUCUCACCCUGAGCUUUGUCCUUGGACCCUGGAGAUCAUCACCCUGAAGCCUCUUUCUCAAGCCAGCAGGACCUGCAGGUUCGCUUAGCUGACUCCCUCCUCCCCACCCUGGCAACAGAGUGCAGCAAAGGGUUCCGGGCUUCCUGUUCUUCAGACACUCAGCCGAAGCAGCUUGUCCUUCUGAUCACCGCUGCUUAGCAAAUGUGUGCUUCUUUCGGAGAACUGGCCGUUUGUGUGCCUUCUCAGUUUCAAGUUCGUAGAAUAUUAGGUUGCUGCUCUGGAACAGCACCUGGAUUCUGGUCAGUCAUGCCUCAGUCCCAGAAAGUGUAAAGUGAGUGUGAAUGUAAACAGAAGUUAACUGGUCAAUUAAGCCAUCUCCACCCCAGCACGAAGCCCGGGAGCGAGGCAAAGAAGCGUUGGCAGGUGCCCGGGCCUUCGGUUAGCUUCAAGCCCUGUGGAGUCUGGCGGCGCUGUGUGGCGGACCUGUCCUUUUUUUGCUCCUACUCCUUAUGUUGAUUUUGAGCCAGCAAUUCCAUCCAAACCAGCUGCUCCCCAAAGCCACCAAGGACUCUCGCUUUGUGGGCAAAGGGGAGGGCUGGUUAGCAUUCUGCUGACGGUACUUAAAGAACCUGAACAUAAGUGAGACGUUUUGCUAGUUUGGUAGAGUCGUACGUGUGUAAGAAGUGGUCCGCAGGAAGCACCCACAUGCGCCUGGAGGCUCCUGUUUUCCUUGCAGCGGGUCUCCAGUGUCCAGUGCCUCCCCCCAUUUUCCUCUCUGAAAGUAGAAAUCAGUGGUUUCUUGACUCCUAGAUGCCUCCCCACCAGAGAAGGAAUCCAAACAGGCCAGAAGUAAAGCUAGGAAAGUCCUCAGGUACCCACUGUCCAGUCCUCCGCCUGAUAAACAGGUGUAAAGGGAUGAGCCGCGGAAAGGUGGGCCCUUGGGCCAGCCAGGGAGCGUGAAGAAUCACGGGUUGUGUACAUGAGCCCUUUACCCUGGGUGUUCGGGUCUCACCAAACACAUCUGAUCUGACCUGAGUCAGAACAACCUUGGGAAUUACCCGGGGGCCCCCGGGUCACAAUACCUUGCGUUGCUUUUCCGUUGUCCCCAGGCCUUCUGGCUUGAGUACAGAGAGGUGGUUGAGAAGUGAGGCUACUGCCCCCAAUUCUUCCUCAUGACCAAAUGGCGGCUGGUCAGCAGGGCAUCUGUGGGAAAGGACUAGACCUGAGCUGUUAGGCUGAGUAUCAGGGAGAAGGGCUUGUGUGGCAGGCCGCCUCUGAUUCUUCAGACCCAUAGAACCUGGCAGGCAGGUGGAGAUGGAACUGGGCAGUAUUUGCUUGUUCAUCCCCUCACCCUUCUGGUUAAAGUGCUCCUUAUCCCGAACCCAGCCAAGGUCUGAGGACUGUAGAGAAUGGUCAUGGGGGGAGGG